AUGUCGGCAGCUUGGACAAUGACCAAGGCCUUUCACAAGGCGCCCUACCCGUCCAUCUCACCCCAGCGCCCGGAGCUCUCUCAAGCGGGGAAGACGGUGCUGGUCACCGGUGGCACUAGAGGGAUAGGCUAUUCUAUUUCUCGGGCCUUUGCGGUGGCCGGGGCAAGCAAGGUUAUCAUGCUCGCGCGGCGCGCUAAUGUCGGCGCCGAAUCUGUUGCUUCUUUAACGGAGGAACUCAAGAAAGAGAACCAAGGCACCGGUGCCGAAAUAUCCGCGCUUCAGGUCGAUGUGUCUAAUGCGACUUCUGUCGCGGCGCUUUGGCGACGACUUGCGGAAGAGGGCAUCAAGGUCGACGUAUUGGUACUCAACGCAGCGAUCACAGCUCCCUCAAAACCCAUUCUGGAGCUUGGAACUGAGCAUCUAUGGUCCAGCGAUUAUAAUAUGAACGUGCGCGGGCAGCUAGAUAUGGCGGAGAGAUUUUAUAAACAGGAACACGAUAAGACGAAGACCAAGAAUGCGUUUGCGAUAGCAUUACAGCACGCAGCAGAGGAUAUCCCGCCUGAGAAGAUGCAGGUCCUGCUCUUCCACCCAGGCGGACAUUACACAGACACUGCACGGAGUGCAGGUUACCCCGAAGAUUUUAUGCCAUGGGAUGAUAUUAACCUCCCAGGUCACUUUGCUGUCUGGGCUGCUUCUCCUGAGGCCUCAUUUUUACACGGUCGAUUCGUGUGGGCAGCUUGGGACGUAGAUGAGAUGAAGAGCGGAGACCUGAGAAAACGUAUCGAUGAGGAGAAGGCGUUCUUAAAGGUCGGCGUUAAUGGCUUGUGA
Messenger RNA from Hypoxylon trugodes, 828 nucleotides. Its product is annotated as NAD(P)-binding protein. The coding region runs from base 1 to 828 and encodes 275 amino acids. The transcript is spliced from 3 exons. Lineage: Eukaryota; Fungi; Ascomycota; Sordariomycetes; Xylariales; Hypoxylaceae. Gene Ontology annotation, molecular function: oxidoreductase activity. The record is from RefSeq and is a predicted model, not a curated record. Gene Ontology annotation, cellular component: cytosol.